CUUCUUUUUCCGUGAUAUUAUUAUUCCAUAAUCCUUAUUUCGAGAUUUCGACUAACAAGCAACAAAACUUUUAAAUUUCUACAGUUAAUUUAAUUCGAUCUCUUGUCUAUUCUCUAUGUAAUUUAUUUAUCGCUUUAGGUAAUUUUGAAUACUACUGAUUUUGUUACUGUAGUUUUAUGUACUUUUUAAAUUUCUAAUAACUCCGUUUUUAAAGUUAUUCCUAUAAAUCCUAUAAAUAACCAUUAGAAUACCACGAAACGAAUUUUAGAAUCACAUUGAGUUCAAAAUCUGGAAAUCUUCAAAAUUAAAAAUGCCUGUAAAAAAAUCCAUUCAUAAUAGUCGUAGUUUUGAUGUAUACCAAGAUAGAAAUAAGUAUUAUGAGGAUUUACGUCGUAAACGCAAUGAUGUAACUAUUGAGUUGCGAAAAACUUUACGUGAUGAACAAUUGAAAAAGCAUAGAAAUAUAGUUUUAGAUGCUAAUAAUGAUGAAUUUGAAUUAAAACCUGAACCUGAAGUUGAAUUGACAAUUGAUGAUAUCAAAGAAGGUUUAAAAAAUCAUACAUCAUCAGUUAAAAAAUUAAAUUGCUUAAAAUAUGCUCGUAAGAUGUUAAGUUCAAGGAAAUGUGCUCCAAUUGAUGACUUUAUUAAAGCUGGUAUUUUACCAAUGUUGAUGAAUUUCUUAACACCCAAAUAUAACAAUGACACUGAUUUCCAAUAUGAAUGUUCAUGGAUAUUGACAAACGUAGCAUCAGGAUCAUCUGCAAAUACCAUUUCUAUAGUUAAUGAGGGUGCAGUUCCUUUACUUAUUAAUUUGCUUAAAUCGCCAGAUAUGCGUGUGAUGGAACAAGCUGUUUGGGCUUUAGGAAACAUUGCGGGUGAUGGACCCCAACUUAGAGAUAUUGUAUUAUCUAAUGGUAUUGUACCAAUUUUAAACAGUUUAUUAGAAACAACUGAACAAGUCACUGCACAACAAAACAUAGUAUGGACAUUAUCAAAUCUUUGUCGCAGUAAAAAUCCUCCUCCAAAUUUCAAUUAUUUACUUCCAUCUAUUCCAUUGUUGGUUGGAAUGUUGAGUCAUACCGAUUCUCAAGUUAUUUCUAAUGCUUGCUGGGCUUUAUCAUACUUGACUGAUGGAAGCAAUGAAAAGAUUCAAGUAAUUAUUGAGGCAGGUGCAUUGAAAGCAAUUUUAAGAUAUUUAGAAUUUGAUGACACUACUAUUCUUAUACCUGCACUACGAGUUGUUGGAAAUAUUGUUUCCGGUAAUGAUGUACAAACAAAACAUGCAUUGGAUCAUGGUAUACUUAAAUACCUUCAUAAUCUAUUAAACCAUAGACGUAUUCCUGUUGUGAAGGAUGCUGCUUGGUUGUUGUCAAAUGUGAUGGCUGGAAGUGUUGAACAAAUUCAAGCAGCCAUUGAUCAUAACCUAUUGCCAGUUUUGAUUAAAACCUUACAACGUGGAGAUGUAAAAGUACAAAAAGAAGCUGCUUGGGCCAUAAACAAUCUAUUUAGUGGUGGUUCAGAUACUCAAAAAUCUCAUCUGAUUGAUAUUGGAAUAUUGGAACCUUAUUGUGCAUUAUUAAUCUCUCCAGAUGACAGAAUGGUAGAGAUUAUACUGGAAGGUCUUAAUCAACUAUUGGAAAAAUCUGACUUCACCCGAGGCAAAAUUUGUAUGUUAAUUGAAGAAGCAAAUGGAUUAGAUCAUUUAGAAGCAUUGCAAAAUCAUUCUUCUCAAAAGAUUUAUGAGAUGUCAUUCAAUAUAGUAGAAAAAUAUUUUCAAGGAGAGGAUGAAAUUCAGGAAUUUGACUUGGGAAUAAUUCCACAAGAUAUUAGUUCAGGAAAUUUUUUCAGUAUUGAUCAUUGACAAGA
Melanaphis sacchari is the source of this 1866-nucleotide messenger RNA. RefSeq names its product importin subunit alpha-1-like. The record is from RefSeq and is a predicted model, not a curated record. Gene Ontology annotation, molecular function: protein binding; nuclear import signal receptor activity. Bases 311 to 1861 code for a protein of 516 amino acids. Gene Ontology annotation, cellular component: cytoplasm; nucleus. Gene Ontology annotation, biological process: NLS-bearing protein import into nucleus. Lineage: Eukaryota; Metazoa; Arthropoda; Insecta; Hemiptera; Aphididae. The transcript has 10 exons.